AUGCAUCAGAUCCGUGCUAAGGAACUUUGCCCUCCUGCACUCCUUUCCUACGCUCUGAAAAAUAAGGAACUGGACGUUUUCAACGAAUACAAAAGUGCCUUAUUUGAUGUAUGGGCAAAUGCGGCGAAUAAAGUAGAAACAACAUUCUUAAAGCCUAUCGAAAAUAUAUUAUUAACGCUGGUAGGCGGAGACCAAAGGAAAAAGCUUAUAAAAGAUAGUAUUGACCACGGGCUCAAGCUGGGCUUAAAAUUGAAGAAACAUGACGAAGACUCGAAACGUUCUGUCAUUCAGCACGGCGACUCAUGGACAAACAACAUAUUGUUUAGAUUUGAUGGUGGUAUACUGCAAGAAUCCAUAUUGAUAGACUACCAGAUAUCAAGAGUAUCUGUACCAACAUUUGAUGUAAUGUACACGAUUUUCAACUGCACCGACCAUAAAACUCGAUUGGAACAUUUCUACGAUUGGAUUGAUUAUUAUCACUCAGAAUUAGAGAAGGCCCUUGGUAAUUAUGGAAUUAAAGCAAACUACAUCUAUUCCAGAGACCAACUAUAUGCCGACUUGAAGAGAUAUGCUAAAGUCUUAUUUGCUGUGUCAUUAAUAGUAGCAAACAAUCUGGUAUUGAAUCCUGAAGAAGCAGCCAAGUUCAAGGAAUCAAUAAAGAAAUCAAUGGAGGAUAGUGAAUAUUCAGAUUUCUCACCAAACGAAGAGGAGACCAAUCUGCUAAAAAAGCGUAAAGUGGAGGAGCUUGUAGACAGUUUUGUGAAGUUUGGGUUAUUGUAAAGUGAAUAGAGAGUUGAGAAGGAGAGAGCCGUUUAUUACAACCUUUUACAGUGAAACUUCUUCAGAAUCGUUGUGAUUUGAAACUAGAUGAAACGAAAAUGCGUCACGAUAUUAGAAAAAGGAACAGCGUUCAACCAGUUGCAUGUUACAUUUUGCAUCCUUAUAUUCUUUUGUUAUAUUGUAUUUAAUAAAUGUGUUUGCGCCUGCAUAAUACCAAAUAUAAUAAACCUUAUAUUUAUACUAAUACUCCUGAUACUCUUUAUUUAUCCCAGUCUCUCGUGGUCUAUU
Molecule: messenger RNA, 1068 nt
Organism: Manduca sexta (tobacco hornworm)
Lineage: Eukaryota; Metazoa; Arthropoda; Insecta; Lepidoptera; Sphingidae
Exons: 2
Coding region: 1-780 (259 amino acids)
Source: RefSeq, a predicted model, not a curated record